Messenger RNA from Oikopleura dioica, 1065 nucleotides. The record is from the annotation of a GenBank genome assembly. Lineage: Eukaryota; Metazoa; Chordata; Appendicularia; Copelata; Oikopleuridae.
AUGGUGGUUCAACUCGGAUUGUUGCAUGAAGGAGCUGAUGGACAAACAAAGGCUGAAAUCGAAGAAGCCCUGAAACUCCCCGAGUCCGGCAUCAUCGAAGCCAUCGAAUACCUCUCCGACCGCUUCCAAUGCAUCGACAACAUCACCAUGCGUAAUGCUCUCUUCCUCGAUUCCAGCUUCCCUGCUACCGCUUACUUUGCCCGCCGAAUUCAGUCGACAAAAUCGAACGUUUUCAAGGUCGAUUUCGCGGAAAGCCCCGAGCUUUCUCGGGCAAUCAUCAACCAAUGGUCAGCUGGACCUGGUCGGGCUGGUUCAACCCUUCCAGAAGGCAGCCUUGACGAAUCAACAAGCAUGCUUUUCUUGUCCUCAAUGGAUUUCAACUCCAAAUGGGCGGUAAAAUUCGAUGAGCGAGUUCAAAUGGCGCCAUUUUAUCUCCCCGACGGCUCAAGAACUGCCGUUGAAAUGAUGCAGACUCAAACAGCUCUACCCUUCAUUCUCAACUGCAACGACUACCCCGAUUACGAGGACUGCAUCAACGAUGAUUUCGUGCCAACAAUGCUUACGUUGCCGAUGGAAGACCCGAAUAUCCAGCUGAAUAUCAUCGUCCCCAACGAUCAAUUGCCACUUCAUGCGAUUAUGACAAUGUCCGGAAUGUGGCUCCCGUAUUGGCGACACUUGGUCGAUGGCAAGUUGGACGAGGUCUUCCUGAAGCUUCCUAAAGUUUCAACAACAACGAAAACCGAUCUCACCAAAUCCUACUUCGACCUGGGCAUGACCACAAUUUCGCAGCCACUCAUCGCUGAUUUUUCAAGAAUCACUGAUCAACAAGGACUCUCCGUCUCAACUGUCUUCCAAGAAAACCGAUUACGAUGGGAUAUUGAAGGAGCAUCAGCUGGACUGCAAAUCGGAGCAGUUUUGAAGAACGGAAUUGCUCCAUCAGCUCGGGGUGGCCGAUUCUCCUCCCUCACCGAAGUAACAAUCGAUAGACCGUUUGUGUUUGCCAUUACAGACAGAGCUACAGAUACGAAUCUCUUCCUCGGAAUCAUCAACAACCCGAAAGAAUAA